Molecule: messenger RNA, 1752 nt
Organism: Anarrhichthys ocellatus (wolf-eel)
Lineage: Eukaryota; Metazoa; Chordata; Actinopteri; Perciformes; Anarhichadidae
Gene: ldhba
Product: lactate dehydrogenase Ba
Exons: 8
Coding region: 151-1155 (334 amino acids)
Biological process (GO): pyruvate metabolic process; lactate metabolic process
Cellular component (GO): cytoplasm
Molecular function (GO): L-lactate dehydrogenase (NAD+) activity
Source: RefSeq, a predicted model, not a curated record
UGAACACUAUGCCCCCCCCCUCCUCGCUGCAGCCCGUUCAGCUCCACUAGCCAUCUCUCCAUCUCUACCAGCCGCUAGACUCCGGACCGUCUCAGCACCGGACCACAUAGCGGACCCCAGCCAGCAGAACUACUGUUAAAACCCGUGAUCAUGUCCUCAGUGCUGCAGAAGCUCAUCACCCCUCUGGCCAGCAGCCCUGCUGAGCCUCCCAGGAACAAGGUGACGGUGGUCGGGGUGGGCCAGGUGGGCAUGGCCUGCGCCAUCAGCAUCCUGCUGCGGGACCUGUGUGACGAGCUGGCUCUGGUGGAUGUGAUGGAGGAUCGUCUGAAGGGAGAGAUGAUGGACCUGCAGCAUGGCAGCCUCUUCCUCAAGACCUCCAAGAUAGUGGCUGACAAAGACUACGCGGUCACAGCCAACUCUCGCCUGGUCGUGGUGACGGCCGGCGUUCGCCAGCAGGAGGGUGAGAGCCGCCUUAACCUGGUGCAGAGGAACGUCAACGUCUUCAAGGCCAUUGUCCCCCAGAUCGUCAAGUACAGCCCCAACUGCACUAUCAUCGUGGUCUCCAACCCUGUGGACGUGUUGACAUAUGUGACCUGGAAGCUUAGCGGUCUGCCCAAGCACCGCGUCAUCGGCAGCGGCACCAACCUGGACUCGGCCCGCUUCCGCUACCUGAUGGCCGAACGCCUUGGCAUCCACGCCAGCUCCUUCAACGGCUGGGUGCUGGGAGAGCAUGGAGACACCAGCGUGCCGGUGUGGAGUGGAGCUAACGUGGCAGGAGUCAACCUGCAGAGCCUGAACCCUGAUAUUGGCACUGAUGGUGAUAAGGAGCAGUGGACGGCCACACACAAGGCUGUAGUGGACAGCGCCUACGAGGUGAUCAAGCUGAAGGGCUACACUAACUGGGCCAUCGGUCUGAGCGUGGCAGACCUGACUGAGAGCAUCGUCAAGAACAUGAGCCGGGUCCAUCCGGUCUCCACCAUGGUCAAGGACAUGUUUGGUAUUGGUGAGGAGGUCUUCCUGUCUCUGCCCUGCGUGCUGAACAGCACCGGCGUGAGCAGCGUGGUCAACAUGACCCUGACAGACGGCGAGGUGGGCCAGCUGAGGAAGAGCGCCGACACGCUGUGGGGCAUCCAGAAGGACCUCAAGGACAUCUGAAUACACCCGCGAUGCCUGUCAACACGCACACACCCCUUUUAUAAUGUCCCCCUCUUCACACUGAACUGCUGGCAUUUUGAAGGAGAACACCAGUCUUUCAAAGAUUGUGUGGGUGAGAAUUUCAGUUUUGCAUACAUCAUCCAGCCUGAUAUGAUUUCAGCGCUGCAUUAUGUCACCAUUAUAUCACCGUUAGGUCUGAGGAAGACGGCUGUGCUCCUUUAAAAGAGAAACAGAAUGUCUCCCACCAGUGAUAGGCUGAUGUUGUGUGUUACUGUGUUUGUGUUAAGACAUGUGAGGUGACCUGUGUUACUGUACUCUACCAGCUGUUUGGACCAGCAUCAAGCACAAGCCCUGUCCUCCUCCCCCACUCGCUGUGUGAGUCCUUCCUUUAGUUCCCUGCAGUGAAGCACUCAGACAAAGGCCCCACAAAUCCAAGACGGCGCUGUUUCCCUCCCUCCUUCGUCUACAAGUGUUGGUCUGCAGCAAACACUCAGUGUGAAGUCAGUGUUAGCAGAGGGAGAGGAGCGUCCAGCUCCACAUGUUUCUGUCAGACCUUGUGUUGUGUGUAACUUAAUAAAGUUGAACCUGGUGAAGGCU